Molecule: messenger RNA, 1889 nt
Organism: Quercus robur (English oak)
Lineage: Eukaryota; Viridiplantae; Streptophyta; Magnoliopsida; Fagales; Fagaceae
Product: protein COBRA-like
Exons: 6
Coding region: 154-1524 (456 amino acids)
Biological process (GO): cellulose microfibril organization; plant-type cell wall cellulose biosynthetic process
Cellular component (GO): plasma membrane
Source: RefSeq, a predicted model, not a curated record
UUAACUCACAAUAGCUUACUUGCCAUGUGAAACAGAAAAGGCCACUUCUCUCUCUCUAUCUCUCUCCCUCUCUCUAUCUUCAUUUCCUGUGCAGAUCUUGGGCUAAGCCAUAGCUUUAACCAUCGCCAUCAGCAACAACAUUUGCACCAAAACAUGGAGUCUCUCUCCUUCUCAGCCUCUGGAUCCAUUACAAAGCUCAGUAGCUUUGCUUUACUGCUUGUGGUGUUGUUUUUUUGCUCCAGUUUUACUUCAACAGAAGCUUAUGAUGCACUUGAUCCAACUGGAAAUAUCACAAUCAAAUGGGAUGUAAUAAGCUGGACACCAGAUGGCUAUGUUGCUACUGUUACAAUGUAUAACUUCCAGCAAUAUCGCCAUAUUCAAACACCAGGGUGGACAUUGGGGUGGACAUGGGCAAAGAAGGAAGUAAUAUGGAGCAUGAUGGGGGGCCAAACAACAGAGCAAGGGGAUUGUUCAAAAUAUAAAGGGAAUGUUCCACAUUGCUGUAAGAAGGAUCCAACGGUUGUGGAUUUAUUGCCGGGAACUCCAUACAACCAGCAGAUUGCUAAUUGCUGCAAAGGGGGAGUAUUAAGCUCAUGGGUCCAGGACCCAGCCAAUGCAGCAAGCUCAUUCCAGGUGAGUGUGGGUGCUGCAGGAACAACUAACAAAACUGUCAAACUACCUAAAAACUUCACCCUGAGAGCACCAGGGCCUGGAUAUACCUGUGGACCGGCAAAGAUUGUGAGACCAAGUAAAUAUUUGACAGCAGAUAAAAGGAGGGUCACUCAAGCUUUGAUGACCUGGAAUAUUACUUGCACAUAUUCACAAUUCCUGGCUCAAAAGACACCCACUUGUUGUGUUUCUCUCUCGUCCUUCUAUAAUGACACAAUAGUAAAUUGCCCAACCUGCACCUGUGGCUGUCAAAACAAUAUAACAGAACCAGGGAGUUGUGUGAAUCCUGACUCUCCAUAUUUAGCUUCAGCUGUAGCAGGUCCGGGAAAAUCUAGUAAUGCACCUCUGGUCCAGUGCACCAGCCAUAUGUGUCCUAUCCGAGUCCAUUGGCAUGUCAAACUCAAUUACAAGGAGUACUGGAGGGUGAAGAUCACAAUCACGAAUUUCAAUUACAGAAUGAACUAUACGCUAUGGAAUCUUGUUGUACAACAUCCCAACUUUGAUAAUGUAACCCAGCUUUUCAGCUUUAAUUACAAGUCCUUGACUCCUUAUGCUGGCCUGAAUGACACUGCAAUGUUAUGGGGAGUCAAGUUUUACAAUGAUUUGCUCACGCAAGCUGGACCAUAUGGGAAUGUGCAGUCAGAGCUCCUAUUCCGCAAGGACCAGUCAACUUUUACUUUUGAAAAGGGAUGGGCUUUCCCACGAAGGAUUUAUUUUAAUGGUGAUAACUGUGUCAUGCCACCUCCAGAUGCCUACCCAUGGUUGCCAAAUGCUGGUUCCCGGCCAAUUUCUUCUCUACUUCAUUCAGCAUUUACCAUCCUGUCAUCUUUGAUAUUCUUAUUGGCUUUUGCAUAGUGAGUUAUGCCCGGGGAAAUUUACAAAUGCCGUCUGUUGAUCUAGAACAUGCUAGAAUUUUCCAUAUAGUUUGGACUGCAACAAAGCUUAUGGCAGUCCAGCUGAUGGGGUUGAAUGUGUUGGUACUACAAGUUCUAGCAAUAUGGGGUUCAAGUGCACUAUGGCUUCUCACUGCAAAAGUCUGCUCUGUCAUCUGUUUUAUUUAUUUAUUGGGGAUUAGACUUUACUAGCAUUUUUGUUUAGAUUAGCUGGUGCUUUAUUUAUAUCAUACACUUGAUGUCUUGUUGUAGAAUAUCCACAAAAAUAUGUGCUGAGCAUUGUAAUAAGAUAUUUGGAGAAGAAAUCACACUUGAUGUAUUCAUAUC